This is a messenger RNA of Rhipicephalus sanguineus (brown dog tick), 468 nucleotides long. Its product is annotated as isatin hydrolase. Lineage: Eukaryota; Metazoa; Arthropoda; Arachnida; Ixodida; Ixodidae. The transcript has 2 exons. The record is from RefSeq and is a predicted model, not a curated record. The coding region runs from base 1 to 468 and encodes 155 amino acids. Gene Ontology annotation, molecular function: arylformamidase activity.
AUGCUGCUGUUCAUGCCAGUGGCACUUGUGGACGUGCGACACAACGUGGAGUCCGACCCCGCAUACCUUGUUACUGUGAACGAUAUUCUUGAUUGGGAGAAAAGGCACCAGCGUCUACCGGACGGAUGCCUGUUCAUCGCUCACACUGGACAUUCUAAGCUCAACCGCACGCCAUACUUGGGCAUCGACGCCAACGGCGAAAGGCGUUUCCCGGCGUUCACAGCAGACGCCGCAUCGUUUUUGGCCACCCAGCGCAACGUCAACGGUGUAGGUCUAGACACGGCAUCCGUGGACGCGUCCGGCGAUGGUGCGCACGGGGCUAUCCUGGAGGCGAACAUGUUUGUCAUCGAGAAUCUGGCUAACCUGGAGAAACUGCCCAUAUUGGGGUCGUAUGCCCUCGCGCUUCCGCUCUUGCUGGACGGCGGUAGCGCAUCUCCCGUUCGCAUCGUAGCCAUGGUGCCACGGUGA